UUUUUUGUCACAGGAUUUCAAGACAGCGUCAAUAUUUCUCUGCUUGCACUGGCCAUAGCUGACCUCUGCUGCGUCACACUGUCCCUCUGGUCAUCGAUAUGCAGCGUUUUCCUUAGGGUACAGCCACGUGACUUCAUCUUUGAGCUCUACAGCCUUCUCAUCAUGACCGCUAAUCUGCCCAGAGUGAUCUUCUCCAGGGUGACGUGCUGGAUCACGGCGCUCAUCGCCCUGGAGAGGUGCAUCUGCGUCACUCUGCCUUUCAGGGUCAAGGUCGUGUUCACGCCGAGGACGACGCUGGCCACCACGGUCGCCGUGUUCCUCGUCACCCUCGCCGGCCACCUGUCCAUCUACGAGGCGAGGUACUGGACGGCCCGUUUGGACAGGAGCUCAAACGCCACCAAGUAUUACAUGGUCAUCUUCAGCUCCGGCUGGACAAGUCACUUAACGUCGCUGUUGUUCCUGGCCCUGCCCAUAAUUAAUAUUUUAACCGUGAUGAUAUGCACGCUUGUUCUAACUGUGAGUCUCAGCGCGUCAUCAAAAUGGCGUGAAAGCGCCACUACCUCCAACUGUCCUGGCGCCCAAUAUUUUGACUCCAAUCCGGCCAAAUCCAAACAAAUUAAACGUGAAAGAAACGGUUAUAAAGGGAAGCCUAAAAACCUCAACAAGGAGAUGAGGGUGUCAAAAAUGAUUUUGAUCCUCACUCUGAUAUUCAUCGCUUGUAACUUACCGAGCAACAUGCUCAUAGCCACACGAAACAUGGUUCCAGCAUUCCAGGAAAUCGGGAAGCUCCAAAAUCUUUUUCGAGCCACGCAUAUCUUCGCCUUUCUGCUGGAGACGAUCAACUCGUCUGUAAAUAUCUUUGUGUAUUAUAGAAUGGGGUCAAAGUUCAAGACAGAGUUUUUAAACAUAAUG
Molecule: messenger RNA, 912 nt
Organism: Lymnaea stagnalis (great pond snail)
Lineage: Eukaryota; Metazoa; Mollusca; Gastropoda; Lymnaeidae
Source: the annotation of a GenBank genome assembly